AUGUUCGGCUUUGCCGCCGCCGCCGCCGCCGCCGCCGCCGAAAACGUCACCAUCUCCAACUUCCACUAUGUCGCCGUCAGUGGCUACCCACAGAUCUCCUUUGACCUAUCCGUCGAUAGCGAAAGCUGCGAAGCUGUCAACUACACUGUCCCUGGAUUUGGAUACCCAUGCGAUAAGAAGGCCGAGUGGACUUUUGAUGUGCUCAGUUUUGAUGUGAUUGCGAAUGGAGGUCGCCACAUUCGUCUCCACCACACCGUCGAAAAUGUUAAUUACACUGGUGACUUUGAUAUCCGUCUGACCGGUCCUAUUCCUACUGUACUUGAUCAAGUUGGCACCUCUACGGCUGAAAUGGAACCAACAUCAUAG
Molecule: messenger RNA, 366 nt
Organism: Bipolaris maydis ATCC 48331
Lineage: Eukaryota; Fungi; Ascomycota; Dothideomycetes; Pleosporales; Pleosporaceae
Source: RefSeq, a predicted model, not a curated record